Molecule: messenger RNA, 1764 nt
Organism: Aspergillus tanneri
Lineage: Eukaryota; Fungi; Ascomycota; Eurotiomycetes; Eurotiales; Aspergillaceae
Product: amino acid permease GAP1
Exons: 3
Coding region: 1-1764 (587 amino acids)
Biological process (GO): amino acid transmembrane transport
Cellular component (GO): membrane
Molecular function (GO): amino acid transmembrane transporter activity
Source: RefSeq, a predicted model, not a curated record
AUGGAAAAAGAUCCCAUGGAGUCCAAGGCUCAGCCUUCGUUGUUUGCUGAGUCGCCGCCCCCACCAACCUACGGCGAAACAGAGAUAACCCGUGGAAGUAUAGGUCGACGGAUAUGGGACAGCUUCAAGAGAGACCCAAAUGCCCAUGUCACACAUGGCUCGUCUGGGGCAGAUGGGAAGUCCUUUGACAUCGAACAUGCAGCAGAGCAAACCGCUGCUUCCCCAUUGCAGCGCCGUCUUAAAUCGCGUCAUCUACAGAUGAUUGCAAUCGGUGGUUCUAUUGGCACUGGUCUCUUUGUUGGUUCAGGAAAGGUGCUUGCCGAUGGUGGCCCUGCAUCUCUUCUUAUUGCGUAUGCUCUGGUCGGUUGCAUGCUAUAUUGCACAGUGCAUGCUCUGGGCGAGAUGGCAGUCAUGUUCCCCGUGGCGGGCUCUUUCGCUCACUUUUCAACUCGUUUUGUUGAUCCUGCAUGGGGCUUUGCCAUGGGCUGGAAUUACGCAUUGCAAUGGCUGGUGGUUCUACCCCUGGAAAUUGUGGCCGCGUCAAUCACAGUUGACUACUGGAAACCCGGUGUCUCAAAUGCUGCCUGGGUUGCCAUCUUUUGGGUUGUGAUUGUGUCGAUUAAUCUGUUUGGCGUCAAAGGCUACGGUGAAGCAGAGUUUGUCUUUUCUCUUAUCAAAGUUGUCGCAGUGAUUGGCUUUAUUAUUCUCGGGAUUAUCCUCAACUGCGGUGGGGGCCCUAAAGGUGGAUAUAUCGGUGGGAAAUUUUGGCACAACCCUGGAGCCUUUAACCAUGGGUUCAAAGGUCUUUGUAGUGUAUUUGUCAACGCUGCAUUCGCCUUUGCCGGCACUGAACUGGUUGGUCUGGCUGCAGCCGAGACUGCAAACCCUCGGAAGUCACUCCCGACCGCGACAAAGCAGGUGUUUUGGCGUAUCACUCUCUUCUACAUCGUUUCCCUGACUCUGAUCGGCCUACUGGUUCCGUAUGACAACGAACAACUCCUUAGCGCCACGUCCGACGCCGAUGCCAAGGCGUCCCCAUUUGUGAUCGCCAUCAAGAAUGCUGGAAUUUCCGUGCUUGAUUCGAUCAUGAACGUCGUAAUCAUGAUCGCAGUGUUAUCUGUGGGCAAUUCGUCGGUCUAUGGCUCGUCUCGAACUCUCGCGGCUCUAGCUGAGCAAAGACAAGCGCCUCAGUUCCUGGCAUAUAUCGAUCGCAAGGGUCGCCCUCUCUGGGCCAUUUGCAUCGCCUCGGCGAUUGGUCUACUUUGUUUCUUGGCAGCUUCCGAUGCGCAGGAGACUGCAUUCGAGUGGAUGAUGGCUAUUUCGGGGCUCUCUUCCAUCUUUACUUGGGGCUCGGUCUGUCUGUGCCACAUUCGCUUCCGUCGUGCGUGGAAGGUUCAGGGUCACAGCUUGGAUGAGAUGGCUUUCCGCUCCCAGCCUGGCCUGAUUGGAUCUUGGGUUGGUUUCAUCUUCAAUUGUCUCGUACUUGUGACCCAGUUCUGGGUGGGCUUUUCACCAAUUGGCUAUGGCGAAAUGACUUCAAGCGAGCUAGUCGAAAACUUCUUUUCCAAGUACUUAGCUGCGCCGGUCGUCCUCGCCUGUUAUAUACCGUACAAGAUCUACUACCGGACACCUUUCAUUCGCGCCAAGGAUAUGGACUUGCAGACCGGGCGACGGGAUCUCGAUAUUCAAUAUCUGAUCGAGCAGGAGCGUGCCGAACAAGCAGCGUGGCCGGCAUGGAAGAAGCUCUACAAAAUGUUUUGUUAG